Molecule: messenger RNA, 14962 nt
Organism: Porites lobata
Lineage: Eukaryota; Metazoa; Cnidaria; Anthozoa; Scleractinia; Poritidae
Source: the annotation of a GenBank genome assembly
UUGACAAAAAUUUUUAAUAGUAAAGGAUUUGUUAUCUCAAUUAUAUCAUUGACAGGCUUUGCCAAUAGACCCGCAAUACGUAUUCAACCUAAUGACGUCACAAUUACCCCUGGAACUGACCAUAUCACCAUUCACUGUAUGAAAUCUGAAGACUCCCAGGUGAAAUGGUACCGCAAUGGAAAGGCAAUCAAAGUCCAUCAUGACCCGGACUUACAAGUAACGAGUGACGGAUCUCUCUUCGUCAGAAAUCCGCGAAAAGAGAGGGACGAGGGAACAUAUCGCUGUGUAGUUUCUUCAUGGGAAAAGGUUCUCAUCAGCAGAUUAGCAACUGUAAGAUUUCCUUGUAAGUAACAGUAAGCUUAUUUGCCGUAGGGUUUGGUCAUAUCUACUUAAAACAGCCAUGAAUUUUAUGGGCAUGGGAUUCAGGGGACGUAACUUACAAGUAGCAUGAUUAACCCAGCAAAUCCCACGACAAAUUGGAAAAAUAAAAAUUGAUCUUUGGUUCUGGAAGGAAAGGAACGCAGCCAAUAGCAAAAGAAAAAUUUAUUAGAUCAUCGAAGCUGAAGAAAAUUGUCUCAGUUAGAGCAUGGGUGAACAAACGCAUCCCGUAGAUGGCCUUCCCUCGGGAAUACCAAUACGAGCUAAAAUGGUGAGAUACGAGGGCUGUCACCACAGCUGUGGUUUUAGACCACUGUAGCGUACACGGCACUCCCCCUGUACAUAAGUCGACAGCGCUGGGCGUGUAUUACCUAAAAUAAUUUGCUUAAAAUCACACCACAUGUUAUUUCGUUAUAGAUCUAUAUGAUUUCAGUGUUGGAGACCAGGCUUACGAUGUCUAUGAGGGGGAAAACACUGUGUUAAGAUGUCAAGCUCCAGACUCUUUCCCUCAUCGUACUAUUCAGUGGUCAAAGAUUACAGCUGGUAUUGAAGAAACGCUCGUAAAGUCAUCUCACUACGUUGUCAGUAAGGAAGGAGACCUGCACUUUGCCUUUGCAGACAAAAUGGACGAGGGGGUUUACGUAUGUACGGUUACCAAUCUGUUCCUUAGCUUGCAAGACCAGAGAAAAAGGAUAACAAUCAACUUUGGGUUGCUGCCAGGUAAGCACAAUGCACCCUCUACUAACGGUCACCUCCUCAAAACGAUAGAACAUUUUAGUCCACACAGUUGUGCCUCUACUCCUUGCAACUGAGACAAAAGCCACUGAAGUGUGUUCCAAAUUACCCAUUCAAAAGCGAAUGGUGUACGCACUGUACCAUUUUUUGUCCUUGACUUUUGCUUUUCAAAUCUUGGGGAAGUAAGCAACAGCAACUUCUCUCGGAGGACAGGUAGUCUGUCCCCAACUGGAAAGUAACCAGUUACCCUAUUUCCAAACAGCUCCGCCAAACCUUACUCAAUUUUAGAUCAUAAGGGCUACAAUCCAGGCCCAAUUUCAGAUCCAAAUGGAUCACAAACUUCCCUUAGCUAUUAAGUGAAAAAGUCCCUGAUUUAUACUACCUCGUCGCGAUGAUUAACUCGAUUAACGCUAACAUUUACAAUCACAACUUACAGUGGUGUUCAUGUUGCCGCGCCUCGGCUUGCCCAGUUGCAGAUGAAGUCAUCUCGUUUGAACAUUUUUAACUUUGUUCACUGGAUGUUUCUGUUCAAUAAGUAGUUAUUCAUAGUCUUUACUUUUCCUACAGAUGAACGACAGCCCAGCAAACCGCCGAAGGUAGCAGAAGAGUUUGAGAAACCAAAGACGGCUUUAAAAGGGGAGAAAUUCAUCCUAGAGUGUAUAGUUUACGGCAAGUAAGGAGCACGAAAACUUUAUUUCUGUAGUUAUAUUUUGUUAUUUCUGUUACAUUCCUGACACGCUCGACGGUUGAAUCUAAGACGUUCCCUACUCGGCCGAUUAAGUCCGAGGGAACGGCUGAGACAUUCCAAAAAUUGUUGCCGUUCUGGAAAGACUUAGAGAUAAGCUUUACAAGUACUUAAUUCAAGUCCAAAUUAAAUAAUCCAUAUUGUUUAGCUUCUGAAACGUUGAACGUCUUAAUCAGGCUUUAGGUUCGAGGGUUGCGUUUUUUUUCAUUUUAAUGAUUUGUUCGAUGUCUUAUCCAGGCCAGUCCCAAGUAUUACGUUAAAGAAGAAAGGUACACACGUGACCCUGGGAACAACAACGGGAAAUGUCAACAGGUUGGUUAUCGACAGCUUUGCUCCUCACGACGCUGGGGAGUACAUGUGCACGGCCAGCGACGACUCAGGUGCGUCGAACAAAAAGUCCACCGUCAUUAAAAUGGAAGGUAAGUGUUGCCUGCGGCCGGUGGUUCCACUUGAGUUUUGAACAUUUUGACGUCAUUUCUAUGAUCUAUAAGAAUUCAAACCAUUGGAAAUGUUUGUCGAUUUGUUUUUGUUUUUUUUUUUUUUACAAGAACAUUGACGGUUUUGACUUCCUUUUUCGUGUCUGAGAAAGGAAAAGAGAAAUUGCGCCACCUUCACUUCACUUCCAUGGUUGGACUCUCUCGACCAAUCAGCGCGCAAGAAAUCGCUCAGUUGCUCGAGGAAUAAUUGUUAAUUACUAUUUCUCUAGCUAAGCCCGAGUGGGUCACAAAGCCACAGGACACUACGUCAGUUUCACAUUCCUCAGUGGUUCUACCAUGCAUGGCUUUUGGAUUGCCAGUUGUGCAGUACAAGUGGUACUUCAAUGGCAAACCAGUAAAAGAGACAGAGCGAUACCAUUUUAGUAAUGGCAAUUUAACAAUUAAAGGCCUGACACACUCUGAUAAUGGAAUGUACCAGUGUUUCGUGGGAAAUAAGCAUGGAGAACUUCAUGCUGAUGUUGAGCUCACCGUUUCAGGUAAUAUCACUUAUUAAAAACUGAAUCAUUGGAUAAUUCAAUUGUAGAGCUCGAUUGGCUUAGCCAUCAUGGUAUAUGAGCCAUUAUACCAUGCUCUCGGACGAGUCUGCUCAAAAUUAAAACAAGCUGAAAAUCGGUUGUAUUUACAAAUAAAGUUGGGAAGAAUUUUCGAUAUUUUUAAUGAAACAAUUAUUCCAAUCGCGUUUGUUGGAUAUUGGAUGAGCCAACUCUGCGCUAGUAACACGCCUCGUUGGAUAUCUCAGCGGCAUCCUAUAUCCAACGCUCACUCGUGGAAUAGUUGUUAAAUAUGUACUACACUUAGAUUUGUAUUUUGAUAGAUUUUUUUUCUUUUUUUAGAAGUAAGCACUUUAUCUUUAAAAUGAAGCAAAUGAUGUUGUUUAACUACGUGUAAGUAAAAUACCCUUUCUUGUUCUUGCUCAAGCAGAAAUCCCUGCAGGAUUUGGCACCGGUAGCAGAGCUCCACAAUCCAACCUGCAAGCCCUUGUCCACACUAAUGUGGAGUUGAUUUGUAACCCCACUGGUGAACCGAAACCUACAGUUAGAUGGCGAUUUGAGCCAAUGCUCGUACAGGAUUCUGGCAGACAUCGCAUCCUAUCCAAUGGAAAUUUAAGGAUAAGCAACGUAACUAAAUCUGAUUCUGGGGAGUACACCUGCGAGGUGUCGAAUCGUCUUGCAAAGGCAUCCAGGAAAGGCUUUCUCAGUGUAGUAGGUACGUGUUUUUGUGGGAGUUGUUGCAAGCAUCAGUCGCUCCGUUUAAGGGAAUCCGGAUUCCGGAUUCCAGUAAAUUUUGGCUCGUGGAAUCGGGAAUGAGGGAAAUUUUGUCUUGUGGAAUUCGGAAUCCUGGGUUUUGGAAUCCGGAAUGCAGCUUAAGGAAUUGGGAGUGAAGCUUAAGGAAUCCUGAAUCCCACUAAUGACUGGAGUCCGGAAUCCAAUUUCCACUGACAGAGAAUCCGAAAUUCUGCACCUGGAAUCAGGAUUCAACGUUUGGAUUGCCUUACAUGGGGCGCCUCAAGGUCUCUCUUGAGUUCAAAUUUGAUGGUUUGAGCCACAGGCCAAAUUUGCAACCCUUGGUGUAAAAGAAAGCUAAGUUGAGAACUUCACCAUUUGCCAAAGGGACUGCAGAUCGUUCGUUUUGCUUCGCCAACUAAUUACCAUCUUGCAGUGCGGAACCGUGGCUUGUUUGGUUUUGUUACCCUACUUGGACGACGCAAUAACUCAAAGCAUCAAAAGCUAUCCCUGGGAUAACUCUUGCAUGACGCAGUAUGGUUUAAAUAGAUAAUACUAUAUAUGUUUUAUUUUCUUUCUUUCUUUUUCAGAACUAACUUUACUGUCUUUACACUCCAUAGGGCAUAAAAUAAUAUGGGAAAUUUUUGCUCUUUCAAUUUUUUCAGUUCAGUCUCUAAGUUCAGUCUUCGUUCAGUAUCAGCAAUCUUCAAGGUACAUAUUAGUCUUUUUUUCUUAAAAAAAAAAAAAUUAUAUAUAUAUUUUUUUACUUACAGAGUACAUGAUCACAAGUAAUAUGCCCGACAGUGAGAGAUUAUCAGUUGUCCUGGGGCAGGAAGUAAGAUUCUGGUGUGGUGUGACCACUAAACGGCGAAUUGAGAUCACGUUUCAGUGGUUUAAGUUCUUACGAGAUCGCAUUGUGACUAAUCCUCAUUUGAGAACCUGGAAAAGGGAUAUAUAUAACAACUUGUCAAAUACCAGUGUCCAGAAAGGGUAUCUUAAGAUCCAUGGCGCCAGAUACUCCGACUCAGGACCAUACACCUGCGAAGCGAAAGGGAAUGGCGAGUCCAUAAUGAGGAAAAGCGUUGUCUUGACGAUUCAAGGUAUAGUAGACGUUUAGGAAGGGUUAAGAAGUUGGCACAAGUUGGUUUAACUAUAUCAUACUCGGGUUAUGCAGAAAUCACAAGCAAAUUAAGCAUGCAUUGAUUUAAUCAUGGAGAAUGGAAUGUGCUAAAAGAGGAAAAUGGGUGUAGCAAAUUGUCCAUUGAGUUAAUGGGGAGAAAACUCAAGUUUCUCGAAAAGUUUUCUAGAAAUCAAUUGUACUGUAAAAACGUUCUGCCAAAGCCGACAGCUCAGCUUUUUGAUUCAAUUCAAUGCAACUUUUUUUUCCCGUAUUUCCUCAAAUGAUAACCGUCCCUCGAAUAAUCGCCUCUCGUUGACAGAAAUGUUGAAAAUAAUCGCGUUCCUCUAAUGAUCUCUCCCCCACCUUUUACCCAUAGCGGUAAAUCGUGGAGUAGGAAGCUGAUGUGGAAUCUGAGAUCCAGUAAAUAAUCAGCGACGAUUCAAGCUCUGGCGCCGAAAAUAUUGACAUUGAAAACUAUUCAAUAAACCAAAUUUGGAACACUUGAAAAGCAUAUGUUCAGUCUAUUUGGUGCGAUUAUUUUUAAUUAUUAAUAAUAAGAUAACAAAACAAAUUAUUUAGGGCACGACCACUAGUGAACAAUAUUUGAGAUAAUCGCCUUCCCUCGAAUGAUCGCCUCCUGUUGGUGCGAAAUAACAUAGAAAUAGCCUCGGCUAUUAUUUGAGGCAAUACGGUAAGACGUGAUCUAAUACUGAUUUAAUCAUUAACAGGGCCUCCAGAUCCUCCAAUAAGAAUGUUCAUUGUCCAGGAACCAGAAGCAGGCGAAUCCGUGAAUAUUUCAUGGGAACUUGGAAAAUCAAAUGGUAGUCCAAUAAGGAAGAUGGUCAUCCAAUACUCAACGCAAAUUUCAUCCGACACGUGGCAGACACUUACUGAAGUGGAUGAUCCAGCGGUUAAAGGCCGGAAACAGAUUCAACUGUCACCAUGGUUACGGUAUACCUUUCGUGCUGUUGCUGUCAAUGACAUUGGAAAUAGCACACCAAGUGCCCAGUCUUCUAGCAUCCAAACACCUGCUGCAGGUAAUUGCCUUACACCCUUGCACCGAGCGUCUGAUCAAAAGCCUGGUAACUCUGGUAAACCAUGGUUGAACCACACUUACAAGGCUUUGAAAAAUUAUAAGUAAAAUUGAAAUCCUGGUUAAGCCUGGUUUACCAGGCUUUCGAAGUACAUGUAAGUCUGGGUGAAAUUUACCAUGAAAGUCUGGUAAAUCAGGUUUCGACUGAAAAAUCUUAAGCGGCAAUGGUUGGUUAGUCUGGUAUUACCAGGCCUUCCUGGAAGGCCUGGUUAAAAGUUUCCACCACAAAAGCUUGGUGAGCCUGAUUUUAUUUUCCUGAAGUGCAGUAUUUCAUUGAAAUCCCUCGGGCUCAACGUCACUUCUCCCUGGAUUCGGUUUGCUAAUGUCAUGUUUUAAGUUUCACUGCAUUAAAUUUGUGGGCUUUUCCAGGAGCCUAUCAGUAAGAGCCUCCUGGCAGGUCACGUUUUGUCUUAAGUCAUUGAUAUAAUCAAACCUUAGUUAACAUUCUGUAAACCCUGAACUCUUUCCUUAAGGACCGCUUUUUCUGGUCUGAAGUUGAGUCUUACAUAGUGAUAACCUGUGGGUCCAGUUGUUCGGAGGCCGAUUAGCGUUUAACUCGGCAUUAAAUUUAACCCUGGUUUUCUUUUCUUGUGUUCAAAAGCAUUUUCUUGGAUAAUUUUCUCCGUUAUUUUAUAAGAGCUCCCAAUCAUCAACUUGUAGACAAAAAGAAUUAAAACUGAAAUGCUUUUUAAGGGUUCGAAUCUGAAGUCAAAUCUCGCACUAACCUUGGGUUAUCUUAACCCAGCUUCGAACAACUCGACCCUGGACUUUUUCUCGGCAUUGAAAUGAACAUUCAGACUUAAUUGGAUAUUUCCUUAACUCAAUACUUUUUAACUUUUUUUGAUAAUUCUUAGUCUCAGGUAAGCAUUUGAUAAUGUCUUCCCACACUUUAAGAAACGGAAGAGUGAAACAGGAAUGUUAAUAUAAAGAUAAAGUAGGAACUUUAUGAAGGGUUCCAUAAAGCGCGGUGACUCGAACCUCAUCUUAGAGUAGGGAUUGCCUCCAGUCUGUUAUCGUUUAAGAUUUCAUGAGGAAUGUUGUGCUUUAUUUGUAUAUAGCACAACAAAUAUAAGGUUUAUUAAGCCAAAGCAUUAAAAUAACUAUGAAGUAUCUUUAUUUGCAGCUCCAAGCAGUUUUCCUCUUGAGGUGAGAGGCGAAGGAAAGUCCUCCUCAUCACUUUCUAUCAAAUGGAAACCCCUUCCACUCCUCAAGCAGAAUGGCCCAGGACUUUACUAUGUGGUGUACUACCGAAGGGCAGAUGGCAAAGGAAGGCCGUUCAGGAAAGAAAUCAGAAAUUCUUCGUCAUAUGUUGUGACUGGCCUUAAUUUCUAUACGAAGUAUGAGAUUCGACUACAAGCUGCCAAUGUUAAAGGGUUUGGACCCAAAAGUCCGCCAGUGUUUGGCUAUUCAGGGGAGAAAGGUAGAGAAUUCAAAGUUUAGGCGUGCCAAAGGCAUUCUCCUUAGAAACUACGUCACAGAAUCCAUUGUCAAUGAUUCCUACUUCUAACCUAUUGACACAAAAGUUGUGAUUUUAUCUAGUUCUUCAAGGAUAAAUGUUUCAGUUAAAUUUUAGCUUUCUUGUAAACAUUCAGAACGUUUUGAUUCCUAUGUCCUUACCCAUACUAAACUGAAUGCUGUCAACUUUUGCAUUGCCAAAAAGCGAGCUGCUGAGCAGUUUCCAUAGAUUGGGGAGGCGACAUGUAAAGCCAAUAUAAAACAAGGGAAAUCUAACAAGAGAACAACAUCCAGGAGAGAGUAAAAAGAAUACGUUAUUCAGCAGAACUGGCUACUUACCACACCCCGCCAAUACGAGCAGCUGAUUGAUUUCAGGAGUGUCUCUAAGAGUGAUAUAUUUUAUAUAUCGACAAUUUUGGGAGAGAAAUCGAAAAAUUCCUAUAUUGAAAACAAUAAAACGGCCUCCUAGCCAUAUUAUUGCUUUCAUCCUGGACCUAAUAUUGUUUAAGUAAUAGACGGUUUACUUUUAUCUUUACAGUGCCAGUAGGCGCUCCAAGAGACUUACACGUGCGCAUUACAACACCAACUUCAGCGCAUGCAACUUGGACUGGCGUCCCAAACACAAGAGAGUCAAUCCGUGGCAAGCUUCUGGGGUACAAGGUACUUGCACAAUUGUGUGAAAAUUGCAGAUCAACAUGUGCUCUCGCAAUGGGUUUGAAAGUUGAGAACUUAGGUCGCGUGGCUCAGAGAUCAGUCAGAAUUGCAAUACCGAAGUCCCUUGUUCUAAGCCCACAUACCAGGAUGCAAACCACUGCAGUUGGUUUACAAUAUAUAGCGCCGCCGAGUCCAAUACCUCAGUCACUUCUGUAAAUAUGGCCAUGUGGGUUUUCUCCCACCAUUUUCUAUUUCAUUUGCUAUAUUUUGUUUAUAUUGUUAGUUUGAUUUUUAUUAGCUUAUUUAAGGACCUAAUGCACAACUUUCAUUAACUUCUUCUGUACGUGUUGAUUUUGUUACUGAAAGAUUGUUGACAGAUGAAUUAUUUUAAAAUGAAUGACAAACAGAACAAAAAUAUUUUGAAUCAGUUUUUCCCUUUUAUUGAGAGAGAGUUUCUCCUUUGCCUCGUAGAUUUAUUUCUGGAAAACUCCAAGCGGUCAAACGCCUGAGAAGAACGCCAGAUUCCAAAGUACCAUCGACACGUCCACCACCUUGCAUCUAGAAGCCUUUACCUCCUACAGAUUUCAGGUCGUUGCGUACAACAGUGUUGGUGACGGACCAGCGAGUAAUGUUGUGGGGCCCCUGACUACACCUGAAUCCGGUAUAGACUUUGGAUCAAUUUAGAUUUCUGGGAAACUGCCCACCUACCAGUUCCUUAACCCAACAUUUUGCCCUAAGUGAGAAGUAAAUGUUAAUGUUAACUUAGGGGAAGGGUAGGUGGGCAGUUCCCCAGAUCCACGACUUUUUAAUGAUUUAAUAUGAGGGUCAAGAAAUUGAUUACAAUUAAUUGUUUUUUUUUUCUCGCGGGACCAAGGGAGACAAGUUAAGUGAUGACCAGUUACUAUGGUUACGAGAUAUGACGUCAUAAGUAGUAGGUGGUCAAAUCAGUUUUGAGUGAAAAAGCAUGUUUUGUCAACUUCUUUUAGCAAUAAAAGUAAAUCUUUUGGAUAAAAUGAUGCAAAGUAAUUAUUUAUGUAUUGUUUUACAUAUUAACCACAAAAAAUAUUAAUUUUCACUGUUUUUACCUGAUUUCUAAUUCCCGAUAAAAUCGAAAAUGGCGACCAUGUUGGUGACGUCACAGGCUUCCAGCAAGGUCCCUCCCCAUAAAAUAUACCACGUUUUGUAGAGAAGAUCAAAAGCUUUUCACUGAAGACAAAAUCGUUUCGAAAUAUGGAAACGUAUCAAAAACUCAGGGGAGGGGUUCCAUCGGUCCUCCUUGUACCACACGGUGGGGGUAUGCCCUUGCGCGUACGUUCGAGGGUAACUUUCGAAAGGACUUCUGGGAUCGUGAUUGGGUACGCGCCGAUGAGCUAUUGGUGCACUUGCCAAGUUCCAUAAGUCUUUGCGAAAGUUAACUCAGCCCAGCGUCCUUAUCAUUGCGGGUAACAAGAGGAUCCCACAAUCCUAGUCUUCAAGUUGUUAAUAUAUAGAUUUAGCCAGGGCUAAAAGCGAAGCUCCCAUUAAUAAAUUUAUAUUUUAAAUCAAACAAUAAACUUGUAAUCUACAAAUCAGUUAACUUAAGGGCACAUUCAUGUGACUUUUGAGGGAAAGGAUAAGUUAUUUUAGAGUGAAACAUCUUACAUCGAGUUGAUAGCCUAAAUAUACAUGUAUGUACACCCAAAAAAUAGCAAACAUCUUCUAUCACAUUCAAGAGCCAUAAUGGAUCUUGAUCACAGUAGAUUAGGCCUCGAAAACAAAUACUUGGAAAACAAAUCAGGCCGCAUUUUUUUGCGUUCGACAGGUUUACUUUAUAAAUUCUUGCCAACAAAUCUGAGGGUGUGUAAACCAACCUUUCAUACUUUUUAUACAUCACAUCUGAGGUGAAACAGUACUUUUUAUCAUACAGACCUCGAUCGGACAGAAUACAGCAUUUCACAAUUUUUCAAUGUUCAGGACAAUCAAUCGUGGGCUUUUAGCAAAACAGUUCAAAAAAUUUCCCAAAUCACCCAUACGGCCAGCCGGUUCUCAUUUUUAGUGCGAGUUGUCAGUGUGAUCGGGUGUUUGAAUGAGCUUUAAUGGAGAUACCCUUCAACAUAAUAACGAAUUUAUUAUCAUUAAUUUUUGUUAUUUAAUGGUUCCAGUUAUAACGAUAUGUAAUCUUAAAAAGCGUUUGAUAGGCGCGACAUUUCUAAGUACUCCUGCAAGCGAUGUUCAUGAACGAUGAUAACAAACACCACGAACAGGCGAUUAAAGUUGCAAGAGAGACUACUAACAAUCAAUAAAAGAAAUACAAUUCGGUAAAACACUUACAGAGACAAAAAUUUUCAUUCACGAAGACAAGUAUUAAAGUAUCUCUAAAAAUCCUGAGUCGUUUAAGCUUAAAGCUUAAGCUUAAGUUUAUUUUGUUUUACUUUUACUCGGCCUCCCGGUGUUUGCUUUUUUUUCAAAGAUGAACUCCUCGAAGCAAGAAAAUCACUCAAAGUUUUCUUUCUACAGCCAAAUUUGUAACUAAAUAUUCUUCGGAACGUUUUUUUUUCUAUUUGCCGUGAGAAAAUAUAUCUGAAGGCCUUUUAAAGUUCUGUAAGCUUAUAUCAAACCUGAUACUAGAUCAGAUCAUUGACUCAAAUCUUAAACAAACGUGCAAAAACUUGCUGCAUAAACUGUGCUCGACUUCAUGAACUUAGAUAUAACAAAAACAAACAUCAAAUACAAUAAUUACUCUGGCUUACCAUUCGAGAUUCAGUUCCUGAAAGAUAUCGAGGAAGGCCAUAGUUGCUUGAGACUUUUAAACUCUCUUACGCUUUGAGCAAGGUGAAAGACGAAAACGAUGCCAUCCGAAAUCGGAUUACCCAGUUGUGAGAAGCGACACAUUUCUCAACCAAAAACCCAAUAAACAAACCAGCCUUGGAUAACAGAAGACUCUUGAUAGCAGCUGUAUUUCAUUUUGUACAUCCAGUGGAAAAAGACAGUUAAAAAGAUCACAAGUUGAUACAAAACUCUGUCAGCUUUAGCUGUCAAAGUAAACAACUUUCAAGAUGCUGCAUAAAUUUUCCGCAUGAACUCACCUGUCAAAUUUUGACCAAUCAGAAUACAAAAAUUGGACGUAGAGCGUGACCAACGCGUGACCAUGGUAAGUAAAGGUCUUCCCCGCCUUUAUUUUUAAAAAACUGGCUGAAUUUUCGCGCCCGAGGUCAGUUUGAAAUCAAAAUCUUGACAGUGCGGGGCCAUAGUGACAUAAACACAACAUAUUUCAUAUGAAUCAUUGGAAAAAAUAGACUUGAGCCUGCGAUCAUUUGUCAGCGGAUAACUUCAAAAAAGUACUCGACCUCGAUGGGUCGACACUUGAGCCCACGCUACGGUCAGGUGAUACUGGUCAGCGGAUAUCCUGUUUUGACAGCUGUCAAUUGAUCACAACAUUGAUGUGCAAUUAGUUUUCUAUUGGGCUCCCAAACUAGCAAGAAAGUGUGGGAGUAAACAUUGGUUUCCCUGUGGUGCGGACGGACGGUCGUACGGUCACGUGAUUACGAAAUUUUCUUGGAUGGGUAGAUUACCACAUUUCCUUAGCUAUGGGGCUCCGUCCACGCGCGCUUCGCGCGCGGGUGGAGCUCCGCUAUUACGCAUGUGUCACAUGCCUAGUGUAUGUUGCCACCAUGCGUUUGGACUUCCACUAAGAAUGAAUGAAAUGCACAAAACGCAGUUUGAUCACGUGCUUUUCGAACUUCUACCCCGAGUCAUCUUAUCACGCGUGUUUUGACCGUCUGUCAGUGAAACUUAAGCAAAAUCCCCGUUUGGGGUGCAAAAGCGUUUGACUGCGUUUGGACCUCCGAUCGUUGUCGCCCGCACUCCGUAACCUUUGGUUAUUACAAGUUUAUAAAACUGUUAAUUGCGACUUAUAUUUGCUUUUUCUUCUCCAGUUCCAGAUUCUCCUCGCAGUAUUUCAAUCAACGUUCAGAACGACUCUCACAUACUUCUGCAAUGGCAGCCGCCAGAACAUGUCAAUGGAGCCAUCGCUGGUUAUCAAGUUACUGCUCAGAAGCAGCCAGAGUUAAUGACAGCGAUAACUUGGAGAACUAAUGACAGUUCAACUGAAAUACUGAUGCACCAUAUAGAUUUCCAAGCUGUUUACAGAAUAUCAGUACUGGCUAUUAACAGAAUGGGGAAAGGUCCACCCGUGACUGUUACAUUUGAUUUAUCUGCAGGUUGGUUUCCAUUAUGGUGAGAUAUCAUCUUACGAACAAUAUUAGGUAUUCAAAGGGCUAAGGCUUUGACAUUUCCCGUAUUGAAAGAUUGACAGUGGUAUAAUAGCACUUGGGAGAUAAAUUUGUGCCCCAAAUAACUCACACUACUAGCUCAUAAAAGAAUUUGAUGUUUUGAGUCGGCUGUUUAAUUUUGUACCGAAAUAUCUGGGGCUAUUAGGGGACAAGCAGGGUUCGUACAGUGUAUUGAAUUCUUGAAAAAGUUUUGAAAUUUCCCCAGCAAUUUUCCAGACCUUAAAAAAGUCUGGAAAUAAUAAUAAUAAUAAUAAUAAUAAUAAUAAUAAUGAUAAUAAUAAUAAUAAUAAUAAUAAUAAUAAUAAUAAUGAAUGUUAUUUAGCCAGGGUUAUCUCUUCAGCAUAAAAUGCUGCUAUCAAUGAGGGCCCUGGAAAAGUGGCGAGGAAAAUAGAGAUGAAGUCUGGAAAAAUAGAAAUAGAAAUAGGUCUAUAUUGAUCACCUAUUAGUUUGAUAACCUUGAGAAUGGAAAAGGUUAUUGUUGUUUGGAAAAACGUCUAGAAAAAAAAACGAGUUAUGGUCAACUUUCAAAUCAGUAUUCCAAAGCCCAGAAUUCCGGAUUCGACAAGCAAAAAUGUUCUUGGGUUGAAAGGACUGCUUGAUAGGACCAUCCCACCUUAGAAAAAUGAUUUUUUUUCUCACUUGACACUGAAUAUAUUUUAGGGUCCUCGUUAAGAAAAUAUUUGGGCCAUGUUUUUCGACUGCCCUUCCCCAUAUUUCGAUCCGCUAUGUAGGCGUUUCGGCCUGAGCGGCCACUCUGGACAAUAAUGCAAAACAUAGAGGACUGAGCAGUCUAUUCUGUGAUCGUUUCAUUCACACUUGCUAAGUCGUCUGUUCCUUCUGUUUUAGCACCUCCAGUGGCUCCCACAAAUGUUAAGGCAGGGUUUGAUGUAAAUAGCAAGGAAGCUAGAUUAUCAUGGAAAAGUUCACUGACUGACAUAGAAGGUUUUAGGGUAAGUAGAAACAAUAAAUGUCAAUAAGGUUAUAUAUAACCUUUGUGCAUUUUAAAUUGCUGUCUGUAUCUAAGGACAUGGCGGAGAACUGAGUGGCCAUUAUUACUUAUUCGUGGCUACCACAGAAGCAUAUUCAAAUGCACGAGCGCUUUGAAUAUGAGAAAGGCGGAAAGUUUCCUACAUAGGAAAAACCGCACAGAUUUAAAAUAAAACACUAGAUCGAAGAGUUUGAUUCAGUUCACGCUUCAUUUCUAAUACUUUCAGACCUAUGUUUCUAGCUCGACUUUACUAGUAUAAGUAAAAUGUCCCAAGAAUAAUGGCUAUUCUGCACGUUGUUUCUUAAAACCCAAGGUGGUUGUGUGGUUGUGUUUAACACUAAUUGUUGUUACUCGUUUACUGUAUCUUCAUCCGUUCUUCAUCCUUACGUUAUAAGCCCUGUGGUUUCUAUUUAAGGCUUCCUCGCCACUUUCGUUCUAUUGGGGACCAUUACUAGAAACAAUAGUUGGCCAAUAGUUGACCGGCCUUUCCCCAGUUACAAUCCAAGAAACAAAUGCGGGAACACAUUUUGGUUCCCAGUGGCGGGUCCAGACCUUCAGAUAAGGGAGGGGCCCGGUCAUCUAGACCCUGAGAUAAGUGGGGGCUUGGUCUCAAAACAAUUUUUCACGGCCCUUCGGGCCUCAGUUUGGUCUAACAAAAAGAAGGGGGCAGACAACUGCAGAAUCUUGAAAUUUCAAUAUUUGGCAUGCAGAAACUUAGAAUUUAAAGAUUUGACAUGCAGAAUCUUGAAAUUUCAAAAUUUGACUUGCAGAAUCUUGAAAUUUCAACAUCUGGCAUGCAGAAUCUUGAAAUUUCAAAAUUUGACAUGCAAAACUACCGAAAUUUCAAUAUUUUGCGUGCAGAAUAUUGAAAUUUCAAGAAAUAAAUAAAUAGAAGCAGGAGCCCAUCAAUUUGAUGGGCUCCUGAUAGAAGCCAUGCAACCGUUCGUCACAUCGAGAAGGAAAAUAGGACAAGUUACCUUUUGCAGACUUUUGGGACCGUUACUAGGAAUAGGGGAAAAAGUUGGCCAAUAGUUGACUGGCCUUUCCAAGUUACAAUCCCAGAAACAAAUGCGGGAACACAUUUUGGUUCCCAGUGGCGGGUCCAGACCUUCAGAUAAGGGAGGGGCCCGGUCAUCCAGACCCUGAGAUAGAUUCAGGCCUCAGUUUGGUUUAACAAUAAGGGGGAGGGGGGAACCCGGGCCCCACGGAUCCCUCUCUUGGAUCCGCCACUGGUUCCAGUUUCCUUCUCGUUUCUAAAGUGGUGAAUAGACUGAAUCAGUAGCUCUCCAGACAUGGUCUGUGAUUGGAGAACGAAACAACAGAUGAUUCAACACAAACAAUACCCCCAGCCCUAAGAACAGAGGAAGCUUCUGCUUAUUUAGACCAAUGAAAAUACAGGUCUAGAAGAGCUACUGUACUACUAAGACCGUCAAUCACUUGCAUUGCUCACCACCCAAUUCAUGAUCAGUCGUAAGGCUGGUAUCAUGGGGUUCGCUGUAAGUGUGGCUUGAUAUAGUUUCCUCUUUAAGUUUAAAACAAUAACAGAAAGGCAAGUGGAAGUUUUCACUCUUAGUUGUUUUCUUAUAGAUAUUUUACUGGGGAGAAAGUAAUAACUUACGAACAGUGGACGUCGAUAGAGCACGAAGGAGAAAAGAAAUAAUGUCUGGUCUCGAAAAUGAGCACAAAUUGUAUUUCCAGAUUGCGGCUUUCAAGAUAAUACAUGGAGGUCAUUAUAUUGUUGGGCCAAGGUCAAAAAAAGUUACUGCGGGAAACGGUAUGAUAAUUCUUAAGUUAUGCUACUGA